Messenger RNA from Aplosporella prunicola CBS 121167, 784 nucleotides. RefSeq lists its product as uncharacterized. Bases 29 to 565 code for a protein of 178 amino acids. The record is from RefSeq and is a predicted model, not a curated record. NCBI's taxonomy places the organism in Eukaryota, Fungi, Ascomycota, Dothideomycetes, Botryosphaeriales, Aplosporellaceae. The transcript has 3 exons.
AACCCCCAACCCCCUCAACCCCACAGCAAUGCGCCUCCCUCCCCUCCCCCUCGCCCUCGCGGCCCUUACCGCCGGCACCGCCACCGCCACAAACACCAACACCACCUACCCCGACCUCGGCAGCUUCCACAUCACCUCCCUUAGCGCGAGCGCCGGCCGCGGCAGCCCUGGCUCCACGAAAACGACCAUCGCAUUCCAGAUCCAGGAGGCAGGGAACAGCGUUGACAGCGUUGUGGACGCGUGCAGCGCGCAGUGGGACCUGAAUGGCAUUGGGUGGCCGCAUGGACGGAUCUUCUGCAACACGACGGCCUGGUCGUGGUUUUUCUCGCGCCACGAGUCGUUUGGCGAGUUCACGCUUGAGCUGACGCACGGGUACCGAGAGCCGGUGGCGGCGGAUGGACAGCGCUUCUUCCGCGAAAAGUAUGCCCGUCACAGCUUCACGAGGGAUAGGCGUGCCGGCGCCGAUUGCCAUUAUGCUGCUUCGGGCUUUUCGCAGUGCUCGUGGACGGAUCUGGACAUUCCGGUUUACAACUCGACGCUGCUGGGACCUAUUGGACCGUUUUAGAAUGGGCGGGUACUGUGGUACAUACUGUAUUGUUAUCAUUGCAUAAGUUCUUUGUGAUGACGGGUUAAUACUUAGCCUUCCCGUGGCAAAGAUCAAAGAACCUGUGUUGUAUGACGGUGGGUAAGUGGAUGCAAUAAAAGCUGGUCGUGGGCAGAGGCUCUGCUGCAGAAUCCGCCAUCCGCCAUCCGCAGUCCGCAUCCGCGCGAUGUCGGAGCCGCC